UAUGACGUCACCGUAAUGGCAGCCACAGGAUAUAUGAGGAGUUCGGUAUGUGAGUGUUAUGGCUAAAGUGGAUUAUAAUAAGUUCUGUAAUUAUCCAUGUCACCUUACUGGUGUAUGUGGACCACAGUUUUAUUAUUAUUAUUAUGGAUAAACCUAUUACAAAUAAAGAAAGCCAACCUCCUAUGGUAGAGGUAUUGGCAUCAAUUGAAAGUGGUUUAGAAAGAGGAUUAAGAGUUGGUAAUAAACAAGUAAAACGAGCUGCCUAUUCUAAUUUACAGCGGCGGAAUGAAUUAAAAGUUAAAAUAGAUUUUAAUGGAGAAAGAAGAGCGAUUUCUAUAAGUCGUCCAGCAGACUUUGAUGAACUGCGGAGAAAAAUAAAAGACAUGUACCAAAUUGACCUCAAUAUUUUUUAUACCCAAAGUAAUGGAGAGAUUUAUGUACCUUUAACUUGCCAAAAGGAUGUAGAGAGUGCUGUACAACUGGUUGAUCAGAAUGAAAAUACUAGUAGUCUUCGUCUUUAUUUAACACAACCAGCCAUUACAGAAAAUUCUUCAUCUCGUUCUGUUGCAACGCGUCAUUCACCCAGUCCGCCUCCUGGUUACAUCCCGACACACGAUAAACAUUUCCAUAGUAGUCCUUUUAAUUCCCCUACUAUAGGGGAAGGGGGACAAUUUAUACCGGAACCUUACCUAGAAGGGAAUCUCCAGCGUCCACCAAGUCAUAAUGGUUCAGUAAAUAGUUUAUCUUCCAUCGAUAGUAGUUAUAUCAGCGGACACAGUAAUGAAACAUAUCCAUUGAGAAGACGUGAUUCACGGAGAAGUGUUUUAUCAGAUAGUGCCAAAGAUGAAGCAGGAAAAAAACCUUUUGGAACGUUUCCACGUGGAAUGGAAUCUAUUGCUCAUACAUCAUCUGUGGAGGGUCGUCAGACUUUCCCCCGCUCAACUUUCCGUCGUCCCGAUUCUGACACAACGUCUUUGUCCUCUCUGAUGUCGCGUGGUAGCGAGGGUACCCUUAGUAACUGUAGCAGCAGUAGUAGUGGAUUAUACACAGAUCCUGAUAUGGAUUCUCCUGGCGGACAUCUCAAGAAGCGGAACAGUGAUAUCGAGAGUCCGACUAUGUAUAGCUUGUCUGGUCCACACUUCUCUAAAUCUCCGCGUACACCAAGUAAUUGGAAGAAAGGUCAGUUAUUAGGUAUGGGUGCGUUUGGUGAGGUAUAUAAAUGUUAUGACAUGGAUACAGGUCAUGAAUACGCUGUUAAAAUGGUUCAACUCGGUAAUCUUAAUGCUGAAACCUCCAAGGAAGUACGAGCCUUAGAGAAUGAAUUACAUCUGCUGAAGAAUUUUCAAGAUGAGAGAAUAGUUCAAUAUUAUGGAUGUCAGAAUGAAGAUAAAGUAUUAUCAAUAUUUAUAGAAUAUAUGCCUGGGGGUUCAGUAAAAGAUUUAAUCAAUGAAAUUGGUAGUAUUCAGGAACCAAUUGUUAAAAAGUAUUCGAGACAGAUGUUACUAGGUUUAUCGUAUCUUCAUAAAAACGUCAUUGUACAUCGCGAUAUUAAAGCUGCUAAUGUUUUAAGAGAUACUCAAGGCAAUAUAAAACUGGGAGAUUUUGGUGCCUCUAAACGACUUCAGACAAUUCGUAGUGCUACUGGCUUAAAGACAGCUGUAGGAACACCACACUGGAUGGCACCUGAAGUCAUCAAUGGUGAAGGUUAUGGUCGUAAAGCUGAUAUCUGGAGUGUUGGCUGUACGAUUGUUGAGAUGUUUUCUUCUAAACCUCCGUUCCAUGAAUAUGAACCUUUUGCUGCAAUGUUUCAAAUAGCAACAUGUAAACAUCCAAAAUACGAACUACCAAAAAAUGUGACCAGUUUGGCCAAGGAAUUUUUAGCACAUGCAUUUCAAAGAACUCAAGCUGAUCGUCCGUCUGCCGAUGAUCUGCUAAAACAUAGAUUUGUACACGACGGAACAUAGUGAUUAUGAUAUUGUGCAUAGAAAUGCCAAGACUUUUUGCAAAAUCAAUGGAAAAUCCAAAAAACCUUGAAACAAACAUAAUGUUUAAAUGUAAACAUGAGUUUUAUAUGCAGACAUUCUCUGUACAAUACACAUGUGUAAUCUGACUGUUUGUGUUGGAGAGUAGUGUUUUUCGUCUAUUAUAAUAGGAGAUACACCAAGUUCAGUGUCAAGAUUGUGUCAGUAUCCAGAGAAGGGAGACGACUCUAGUUAAAGCUUUGUGGAAUUCAAGUACAGCUUGAGACGGAACGAAUUCAGGAGUUAGAGUCAGUGAAGAAGGAUAGUUUAUCGUUAAAGUGUUAUCUGUGUUAUGAUUGAUCAAACAUAGCGUGCUUAACAAAUGGCAACCAAUAGGAAUUCUUCUUGAAUACUUGUUUUCUAACUUGUUCGCAGAAAGGAUUAAGCAGAUUCUCGGAUAACAUAAAAACAAUGAAUUACAUUUGAACACAAGAUCAAAUGAGCUGAGAGUGUGCCAAAGCUUUCCCGUGUUGUUUUAUUCUUAUUUUUUUUGCUGUGAAGGAAAUCAAAAGGCUGGAUGAACAGACAUCUCAUUUGUUUUAAUUUAAAACUAAUAAUAGUGCUGAAUAUUGUUAUGAAUUUUUUUUCUGUUUUUGUUUUUAUAUUUACUGGAUGAAUUAUAACCAUGCUAUUGUGAUUAUAUAUAUUAUAAAGUUAACUUGCUGAAAAAGUGCUAGAGACAGUUUUAAAUACUGAAAAUAGUAUAGACAAUGAAUAUUUGUAAAUAUAUAUAAUUCUUUUUAUCAUGCACGCCUUUAUCACACCCUCCUCCUACACACCCUUACUGCAUAGUACCAGUAUAUAAAAUUGUCUGCGGAUGUUAAAUAAAGCUAUUUCACACAUUAUAAAGUAAAAAAAAUAUCUGGGUGCAUAAUCAUUUUAAAAUUAGACCAUUAUUAUAUGUCUGCGAUAUCACUUCGGUGGAAGCGGAUGUUAAAUAAAGCUAUUUCACACAUUAUAAAGUAAAAAAAAAAAUCUGGGUGCAUAAUCAUUUUAAAAUUAGACCAUUAUUAUGUGGUCAUUUAAAUAGAUUAUAAAGUGUUAACAAUAACAUCAUUAAAACCACUGAUCAUUAUUGACAUUUUUUGGACAAAACCUCAUUUAUCAUGGCUUAAUCCCCACUAUAAUGUACUCCGAUUAAUCAUAUAACAACUAUAAUGUACUCCGAUUGAUCAUAUAACAACUAUAAUGUACUCCAAUUGAUCAUAUAACAACUAUAAUGUACUUAGAUUGAUCAUAUAACAACAUCUGAUUAAGAAAACAAAACCAACAGAUUAAACCCAACACUUAAUAGUUCUUGCUGGCUUCUUUAUAAUGUCUACAAAAUUGUGUGAAAUUUUCAAUUUAUCAUGUAUUUGUAAAUGGUGAACUGGUAUUGGUUUUUUAGAGAUUCAGCUGAAGCCAUAUUGUAGUUUACAAGGUAUAAGUAUAUAUGCAUUUUAUGGGUCAAACUGAACGAGAAUUCUCAAAUGAGUGGAAUACACAACAGAUAUUUACCUCAGUUUUAAUUUUUCUAUGUGUAAUUUACGAUAGAACUACUUCUUGAACUUAAACCCUAGUAUUGGACCAAUCUGAUUGAAACACAGAUCCUAUUUCGUUUCAUUUUAUAUAAUUCAAAAUUGUCUUUACUACACUAUGAUCUGGAAGAAUUGUUAUAUUACCGGCGUUCUGGUUGAGUGAGGGAUUAGCCAAUGAAACGGUCUGUUAGUACGGCGAGUUCUUGGCCAAUGCAUGGAAUGGUGGGUAAACCACUAGAAACUUCAACGCUGAUUAAUUGAUCAAAAGCCACUCGUAUGACCUCUGACUUGACCUUCCACCGCAACCGGUCAGAUCUUCAUGUAAUGGGUGGCCAUCGAAAGUAUAAAAAAACGAAACGAAAUAUAGAUGUGUAUUUUAAUCAGAUUGGUAUUGGACAGAUAGUGGAAAGAAGGAUUUGAUCUCUCCUUCAAUGGAAAGGUAGUAUUAAGUUUGAGAAGAAGAUACUGGUAAUAGUUAGCUAGGCAAUGUUACAGGAAUGAUUAAUAUUGUAGGUAAAAUGAUGUAUUCUUUGAGGCCAGUUUUAAUACAGCAUAAUAAUGAAAUAUUUACAUUGUAUACAUAUAGAUGAAUACUAGAUCAAACAGUUACUUUUUAAAAGGACACAAUAGACUUCAGGGACAUUCAAAUUCUCGUAUAAACCUAACAUUUUACCCUGUUUUGAAAUGUUUGUACUGUUUAAUGUCAAAUUUAUAUUUUGCUACUAUAGAAUUUUAAAUAUUUAUGCAUAAUUUGAGUUGCGUAUUUACCACCAAUACAAAUGAUACAUUUCCUGAUGCAAUAGAAAAUAAAUAAUGUUUUCCUUCAUAGUAGAUUGGUAAUGCAAUGUAAAUGGGCGAUAUUUUCAAACGUCCAUUAAAACAAUAAAAUAAUCAACAGUAAUUGACAAUAAUAGAUUAGGAUGAUAAUAUCAUGGUCUCGUUCGUGUUAUGAUUUGUUUAAAUUACAACAAGCCACCAAAUGUAGUUUAAUUAUGCAAGGAAAUUUAUAUAUUUAAAAGUAUUUGAAAAUAAAAACAUGUUUUUGUUUUAAUCAAGAACCAUUUGUGGAUGAUAUUGAAAUAUUGGGGUACACAUUAUAACUGACUAUAAUAAUGUAGUCCGUCCAUUUUCUCUUUAGUUUAUAAUUAUGUGAUCAUAGGUCUAUGCAAAUAUACGGUGAAACCUAGCAUAAAUGAUGACUUGAUUAUUCUAUUGAAUAUCACUACUGUUGCCUUAGAUAUAAAUUAGACUUCAAGAAUUCUUUAGAAUACAUGUAUCUUAUAAAUAAUAAGAUUUCAUUGAAAUGAAUAAUACCCAAUUUUUCAUUCUGAAAAAAAAAAAAAAUUUUUGAAUUAUCCCGUUGGUCUCUUUAUAGUCUCUGGCCGUCAAUUGCAAUUUUGGGGGGAAUCCAGGCUAAUAUGUUCUCAGAUUGAUUAUUUAACAUUUAAUUAAUAAAAAAAAACCCUACAAAAUCAAGAUAUUAAUGGUAGAUAACCUCCCGGCUUGUAUUUAGUCUGGUUAAAAAGAGACCUGUCCAAAGAUUUUAGAGAAGAUUACAGGGGGUGCUGACUUUUCAUUCACCAUAUCUUCUUCAGACGAUAUUGAAUGUUGACAAAUUUUUAAUUCAUUAUUUCUUUGUGAAAACUGAAUGGAUUUGAAUCAUUUUUUGGGAUUCUAACUUCUUGACAAUAUUGUAGUUUGCAAUUACGUUCAGAUACUUUUAAGUUUCUUUUAUAACAAAUCCUGCCAACAACAUUUAUAUGCAUGUAGGCCUGUAUAUAUAUAUGAGAAACUAUUGUAUAAUGUUAUCCUUCCUAAAUGUCACAUCAUUGAAAAUAAUUUGAGUAAAUUAACAAAUAACAAAUUUAUAGUUUAUUAGAGAGAUAAUAGGAUAUCUAUUUUGGUGAUUUUAUUGUUUUGUUAAUGAGAGUUAUGUAUUAUUUAAGAUAUGGUGUAUACGGAUAUAAUCAUGGUUUCACGUGGGCCCAGUUAUUACAUGUUCCUUGGUAAAAAUACAGCUUUCAUUGCCUUAAUUAAAUUAGAGAUAAAUCGAUAUUUGAUGAACUGUCAAGUUGUAUCAUGUGAUAUGAAGUGUUAAAUUAUUUUGAUAUAGGCUGGUAUUGCAACACAAAAGAUAUAGUUGCUUUGUUUUAUCCAUAUUUUUGGGGCAUUAAUACAACAGUUAUAGCUCCAUUCUUACUAAGGGUAUGUAAGUAGUGGACCAUGGGAGAGACCUAAAAUCCUUAAAUAAAUCAAUGGUACUUCAACAUCACAUAUUCUAUGAGAAAUUCUUGACUGUUUAGUUUAAUGAACAUACUUGUAAUUGGACCUGAAGGUAAAAACCCUAUAGCAUAAUAUGAUAUACAUAUAUUUAUGUUUCAUGUUUAUACAGUUUUUUCGGUUUAUUUACUCAACUUUCUAUUUUAUUUGUCAUGAAAUUUAACCAGUCCUGAAAUAGUAAUAUUAAUACAAUGGAAAAAUUGUCUGGCUAACCCAGACUACUCUGCAAUUCCUCACUCUAUUCUACACUUGUUUCCUUUGUCAUGUUUGGAGUGUUGGUGUAAAAUUCAUUGGUAAAAAGAGAGUUAAUGAAUAUUCAUCUGAUUGAUAGCUACAUGUAGUAAUAGAAUGUGAUGGUAUAUUAAGUACUGAAUUAAAUCAUGCAUCUCUGUAGACAGAAGAAACCUAGUUGCCUUGUAUAUAGUUUAUUAUUGUAUAUACACCGUAAGCUUAUUGUCUUUUAUUUUCUAUUAAAAGUUUUUUUGUAUAUAGUAUAACGUUUAAACUGUAACAUAGUGUUUUAUAUAAUAUAUAUAUUAUAUUACAGAUAUAUUUACUUAUAUUAUUGCUGCAUAAUGAGCCUUAUUCACAGAAAAAUCAUGGUCUUAGAUUCCUCCAGAAUUUAUUCACAGUAAAAUUAUAACCUUGAUUCUUCCAGAAUUUAUUGACAGAAAAAUCAGUCUAGAUUUCUCCAGAAUUAAUUCACAGAGAAUCAUAGUCUUGAUUCCUCCAGAAUUCAUUCACAGAAAAUCGUAGUCUUGAUUCCUCCAGAAUUCAUUCACAGAAAAGUCAUAGCCUCCAGUACAAAUGGUCCCUGCUUCCACUACUGUGAAUAUUAUUUGUAUAGAUGGCAUGAAAUGUCCAGUUCCACCAAUUAAAAGUGCAUUUCGCAUACUUCAUGAAAGGCAAAGACCUGUUUUCAUUGGCCCAGUUAGUGCAGAAAAGUAGGAUGUUAAACCCAUUUUUUCUCCCCACCAGUCAUACGAAAAUAGCUAGUGCACACUGUUUUGUUCGGACCAAUAUUUGUUGUAGUUGAAGCAGAGACUUUUCGGCUGGAGAAAUAGAAAAAUCACAUAAAACAAUCCAAAUAUUAUUAUAUGACUUAUUUAUUAUUGUGAUAUCCACUAAAGACUGCAGAUAAUAAUUAAUUUUAUAAUGGUAAAAAAAAAAAAAUGGUGACAAUUGUUUAACACCACAUUGUAUCAAGUAUAGGCUUCAUUAAGCAACAUGUAAGGAAAUUUUUGUGUUCAGCCCAAAUAAUGCUAGAUCAAUUGAAUGACAACCUUAUGCUAAUAAUAGAAGCUUAUUUUUCCAAAUUAUACAUAUUUAUUUUAUUGUUAUAUUAUUUAUGUGUCAUAGAUUUCAGUGGGUUUUUUCUUUUUUGUGAAUAAGGCUCCAGUGGCCUUAAUCAAGACAAUUUUAAUUGAAAUAAUUUAAGAAUGCUAUCUUUCAUUGGAUGUUUACUAACAUCUUAGAAAUUAUUUUAGCUCUCAGCCAAUGAAAAGGCUGCAUUCUUAAAAUAUUUUAGUUUAAAUUUUCAUGACUAAGGCUCCAUUGAUAAUAAUGACAAUUUUACCGGUUCAAUAUAAGGCUGUGCCUUUUCCUUUAUUGUAUAACUUUUAUGUUAGUUAUGUGAUUAUAGGGUCAAAAAGUCAAGUGUAAAGUUGACCUCUUUAUUAUGAAUAAAUUAUGUUCUUAUUAAAAGGUCUUAUCAUAAUAUUAUGAGGAUCUUUUGUCUCUUUUUGAGUAUGUAAUAUUUUAACACUGUCUAUUUUUCUGGGGUUUUUUUUUUCUUUAAAUGCACCAAUUAUAGCUAUUUAGGUCAAACCAAUUUAUUUUUCAGUUUUUCGGGAUUUUGACAAAAUUUAUAGUCUCGCGUUUUGUUUUUCUUUAAAAUUUCAAACAUAAAAUUCUGGAGCUAACAGCUUUGGAGAAGAGAAACUAAGUAGGCAUAUCUGUUUGUUGUUUUUUUCCAUAAAUUUCUCAAAGAAACAAAAUAUAGUGUUUUAAUAGGUGCACUUGAAGAACUAAAAUACAAAUUGUUUUGUUUUUUUAACAGACAUCCAUGACAAAUAAAAGAAUGAAAUUAGACGAUAUAUCUGUAAUUAAUGCAACACAGUUAUUAUAAACAAAACAGGAUAUCCUUUUGAUUAAAGACCAUGUAAAACAUGUUGAAUUUUAAUUUUAAAGAGAUAUUAUCACUCUUAAGGAAAUAUUGAAAAUUCGAAUUAGUGAAAUAUUGAGAAUGAAGUUAUUUAUAUUGAGCAUUUGCAAGACUCUUUAAAAAUGCAAAGAAAAUUUUAAGUUAAAACGGCUGUAUCUCUGUGAUUGAUUGACACUAAAUGUUAAUAAUACUUCACAAUUAAUUCAACCAAGGAAAUUAAGAUUUCAUUUUCUGAAGGGAUCUUUUUAGAAAUAUUCACCUAGACCCCCCUAGACAUGACUAGAGUAGAAUAAAUAGCAAGGUUUACCUGUGCAUGCAAUUUCUACAGAAAAUUAGUGAAAAGCAGACCAUUUUGGCUUACAAAUAUACAAUUGCUUAUCCUAGCCUGUCUUCUAUCUCAAUCAACUAGACACUCAUAACCAGUCAUGGGGUUUAAAAUACAACAAAUUUAAAGAGUGAUCCCAAACAGAAAAUAAGUCCUGUUAGAGAAUUUUCACUUAUGAUUCUCAAACUAGCUUUUACCUGUCUUCAUUUGUUCAAUAUUAGCGGUUCAAAAACCAACAUUUCGGUCCCUUUAUUUUCUGAUUGUUUACUCCACUUCAUCUUUGUCUAAAGACAUUUCAAUACAGGGUGUACUCGACAACAGAUCAGUAACAUAAAAAUAUCUGUGAUACAGAUGCAAAGGUCAAGGGUACUUUUAUGCUGUCUUUAACAGGCUCAUAUCCACUUGUCUUAAACAUGUUGAUGGGGUGACCAAUCAAAUAAACGGAAUGAAUUCCCCUGAUUUUAAUGUUUCUAGACAUGCUUAGACCCUUCUUCCACAAAUCUUCAGUAAAAAACACCAUUUGUUUUCAGUUUUAAUCCAUUAUGCUACAAUUUAUGAGAUAUUUUGUCUCGUUUUUUUGUCUUGUAUAGAGUUUAGUACAGCACUCAAAAACUCGACUUCUUGUGCUUAGAUCUUUUUUAUUGCACAAUAAUUAGAAUUUAAUAUUAAUUGAACGGAUGCAUAAUGUAAAUCAGCAUUUGAAUAGAUUGUAUAUUUAUUAAUUAUCGAAGCUAAUUAAGUAAUUAAUAUAAAUAGAAUACCACCAGUUCUUAUUUAACUUUCUUUAUAUAAUAUAUAUAUAUAUAUAUCAUACCUCAUUUCUUUAUAAAUCAUUUUUAUCAAAGUCAGAAUCAAAUUGGAAAUAAACAUUGAAGAUACCAAA
This is a messenger RNA of Patella vulgata (common limpet), 9190 nucleotides long. Its product is annotated as mitogen-activated protein kinase kinase kinase 2. Gene Ontology annotation, molecular function: protein kinase activity; ATP binding; protein binding. Gene Ontology annotation, biological process: protein phosphorylation. The record is from RefSeq and is a predicted model, not a curated record. The coding region runs from base 144 to 1964 and encodes 606 amino acids. NCBI's taxonomy places the organism in Eukaryota, Metazoa, Mollusca, Gastropoda, Patellidae. The transcript is spliced from 16 exons.